Molecule: messenger RNA, 1515 nt
Organism: Fusarium sp. VM40
Lineage: Eukaryota; Fungi; Ascomycota; Sordariomycetes; Hypocreales; Nectriaceae
Source: the annotation of a GenBank genome assembly
AUGCGACCACCAAGAUGUCUCGUCCCCGCCGCGGAGAUCCUCUUCAAGGUCCCAGCCAGCAGACGAUGCAUGUCCUCUGCCGCAGUCUUUCAACCGCCUAGAAUAGUCGCUGCUACACCAUGGAAGCCCCCAGCGUUUUUUCUGUCAAACAGAUUGUUCGAUCGGUCAACAUGUCUCGAUUUCGUGGUGCUGCGACGGGCCAAUGGCAUCUAUUCGUCAUCGGCUGCUGCUUCUGGUACAUCUGACUCAACAUUAUCUUCCUCUACAACGAACACUGCUGCGCAGACCGAGCCCGAGAUUGCUCCUCACCGAAAACGACAAGCUCAACGUCGCGAAAAGGCAGCUGCCGAAGCCGCAGCCGCCGCUGCUCGAGGCGAAAAGCCUUUACCCCCCGAUGCAUCCUCUUUACUCUCAACCCACGCCGCCUCGCAGACGAGCGCUAUCCGCCGCUACCUCUCCGUAUGCCUCUCGCUUUCGAAACCCCGAUUGACGAUGCUUGUCGUCCUUACCGCCAUGGCUACCUACGCACUAUACCCCGUUCCCGAGAUGCUGUCACCAAGCACUACCGAGACACCCAGUUUGAGUCCUUUAACAUUACUAUUCCUCACGAUAGGAACAACACUGUGCUCAUCCAGCGCCAAUGCAUUGAACAUGCUUUACGAACCGUCAACCGAUGCCAAGAUGACCCGAACUAGAAACCGUCCUCUUGUGCGAAAGCUCAUCUCCACACGGAGCGCUGUCUUGUUCGCAAUCCUUUCUGGGGCCAUCGGAACGGGCGCUUUGUACUUCGGUGUCAACCCCACUGUUUCUGGGCUUGGAUUCGCCAAUAUCGUUAUUUACGCUGGAAUGUACACACCACUGAAGGCUGUGACAGCUUUCAACACCUGGGUCGGUGCUGUCGUUGGUGGUAUCCCUCCUCUAAUGGGUUGGGCUGCAGCUGCUGGUGAGACUGCCACUAAGGACGGUUCAUGGCGUGAGCUCCUAUUUGCCAGCGAUGGCUCAUCCAUUGGCGGCUGGGUUAUGGCCGGUUUGCUUUUCGCAUGGCAGUUCCCCCACUUCAUGGCUCUCAGCUGGCCCAUCCGUGAGGAGUACAAAAAGGCCGGUCUUCGUAUGUUAGCGUGGACAAAUCCCGCCCGCAACGCCCGAGUCGCUCUACGAUACAGUUUCGUUUUCAUCCCGCUCUGUCUAUCACUCUGCGCCGCAGGAGUAACAGAAUGGUCCUUCGCCGUGACCAGCUUCCCGAUCAACGCCUGGCUUAUCCGAGAAUCCGUGCGUUUCUGGCGGUACGAGGGUGAGAAGGGCAGCGCGAGAGGUCUGUUCUGGGCAAGCGUGUGGCACCUCCCCGGCGUCAUGAUUCUUGCUCUCUUGCACAAGAAGGGUAUGUGGAGUAGAGUUUGGAGGAGUGUGUUUGGCGAAGAGGAGGGAGAAUGGGAGGAGGAAGAGCUGGAUGAGAUGAUGAGCAUGGCCGCUGAUAACAGGAGCAAUCAGUUGCAGCGCGAGAGACCUGUGCGAUGA